Molecule: messenger RNA, 2967 nt
Organism: Talaromyces atroroseus
Lineage: Eukaryota; Fungi; Ascomycota; Eurotiomycetes; Eurotiales; Trichocomaceae
Exons: 7
Coding region: 1-2967 (988 amino acids)
Biological process (GO): biotin biosynthetic process
Cellular component (GO): mitochondrion
Molecular function (GO): ATP binding; S-adenosyl-L-methionine:8-amino-7-oxononanoate transaminase activity; pyridoxal phosphate binding
Source: RefSeq, a predicted model, not a curated record
AUGGCACCAGUUGGCGCCGCUCUAUGGCGUACAUUACGUGCCCAUCAAGUGUACGGCGCCAAUACAGAUGUCGGCAAAACAAUUGUGUCGACACUGCUGGUCAAAGCACUGUCAGAUAGAGGCAAGGUUGGAUUUAUCAAGCCUGUGUCUACCGGCUCACUAGAUGACGCAGAUGAUAGACAUGUUGAACGCUUCACAGCCAGCAAUGGCAAUGUCUUAACAAAAUGCCUCUAUCAAUUCGACGAGCCUGUUAGUCCGCACAUUGCUGCUAGAUCUAAAGUAACACCAUCAGACAGUGAAAUCCUGAACUCUUUAUACACUUCACUGAGCUGUUGGUCGACAUCUGGGGUUAAAAAUGCUGUUGUUGAGACUGCAGGUGGCGUCCAUUCUCCUGGUCCUAACGGAAACAGCCAGGCAGAUCUCUACCGUCCGUUGAGACUUCCAGUGAUUUUCGUUGCUGAUUCGCGUCUGGGCGGAAUUUCCUCAUCCAUAUCGGCAUUUGAGUCUCUGUUACUACGAGGUUAUGAUAUUGACUCAGUUUUGUUGUUCCGGGACGAUUACUAUCAAAAUCAUGAAUACCUGCAAUCGUACUUUACAAAAAGAAACAUCCCUCUAUUAGCUUUCUCGCAGCCCCCGUUACGCCCUGAGGGAGCAAUAAUGGCUGACUCGCGGGCACAAGAUCACGAAGUUAUGGAAGCAUACUACACAACAAUUGCAGCUCAAUCGGACAUUGGAUCGCUCCUAGACGAGAUCGAACAAAGACACGUCUAUCGUAUCAAAGAUUUAGAUUCGAUGUCAACACGAGCAUACGAGGCUAUUUGGUAUCCGUUCACACAGCACCAGGACAUGCAGCCCAAGGAUAUAACGGUUAUUGAGUCCGCCCAUGGCGAUUUUUUUCAGACCUUUGACGCAAAUUCAGGGGCCCAAGACGGUUCAGAUGCACCUGUAUUACAGUCAACAUUCGAUGGGUCCGCCUCGUGGUGGACGCAAGGCCUUGGUCAUGGUAACCCAGAACUAGCUUUGACAGCAGCACAUGCCGCUGGAAAAUACGGCCACGUCAUGUUCGCCGGGGCUGUUCAUAAGCCAGCGCUUACUCUGGCGGAACUUCUUUUGAAAAGCUUGGGGAAUGAACGGCUACAAAAAGUAUUCUAUACUGAUAAUGGCAGUACGGGAAUGGAAGUUGCCGUGAAAAUGGCUCUUCGUGCGGCUUGCGUACGAUAUGGCUGGGACUCCUCAAAAGAGGAGGUAAAAAUCCUAGGAUUAAAGGGAAGUUACCAUGGAGACACAAUUGGGGUGAUGGACUGCUCAGAACCGUCGACAUUCAACAAGAAGGUUGAGUGGUAUAGAGGAAAAGGGUAUUGGUUCGAUUUUCCGACGAUAGGGAUGAAACAUGGCAAGUGGCGAGUUAGUGUUCCUGAGGUCCUGAUACAAGAUCUCGGAGAGGGAGAAGAAUUCGACUCCUUGAACGAUAUCUUUGAUCUGGAGAGCAGGGCGGGAUCCGCUCUGGGGCAGAGAUAUAGUAACUAUAUCAAAGACACGCUUGAGCAGCUAGUUCAGGAACAGGGCGUCAAGUUUGGUGCUUUGAUCAUGGAACCGGUCUUAUUGGGUGCAGGGGGCAUGCUUUUCGCGGAUCCUCUGUUUCAACGUUCUCUAGCAGACGUUGUUCGCUCAAACCCAGAGAUAUUUGGCACUGCUUCAAUUGCCUCCCAAACUACUACUAACUGGUCCGGUCUUCCAAUUAUCUUUGAUGAAGUCUUCACGGGCCUGUACCGUCUUGGUCGACGCACAUCUGCUUCCUUUCUCAAUGUCGAUGCCGACAUUGCCGUACACGCGAAGCUAUUAACCGGCGGGCUGAUUCCCUUGGCAGUGACAAUUGCUAGCAAAGAGAUUUUUGACUCGUUUCUAAGUUCCGAGAAGAGUGACGCUCUUCUCCAUGGACACAGUUAUACUGCGCAUGCCAUAGGGUGCCAGGUUGCUGAGGUUUCAGUAACGCGAAUGAUUGACAUGGAAAACCAAGGACAUUGGAAUGGUUUCAAAAGGUCUUGGAAGUCGGCGUCAAACAAUAGCGCUGAACAAGGAAAUGGAAUCUGGAGUCAAUGGUCGGCCGAUCUAGUCCAGAGUUUGAGUGGUGCAGAAUGCGUUGAAAGCGUGUUUGCAAUUGGCAGUGUGUUCAGUAUUACUCUUCGUGAUCUCGAUGGUCAGGGUGGAUACACAUCAACUGCUGCAAAAGGGCUACAACAAAAGCUAGCCAAUGGCGAUGCCGCUGGUAGAUUCAACGUACACUCAAGAGUACUGGGGAAUGUGCUGUAUCUUAUGGCGAGCAUGACUUCAAAGCCGGAAGAUUUGAAGAAAAUCGAGGUUUUGUUGCAAGGUGCUCUCUUAGGUUGGAAUUGUCACGGCACGGCUUAUCCUCCAGAUGGGGGCUGUAUAUGGUUACAUUCAAUGAUUGAUGGUACAUCCCGCUUGAAAGGAGCCUAUUCCUCUGCUUCGUUAGCCAGCGAGGUCCCCUCCCAAUUUAACCUCAUUAUCUUAUCCUCUGACCCUGGCAUCAACGGGUCCGCUCUAAUCGCCACCAAUGACGAGGAGAUCGAUAUCGAGGGAGUCCUUCAGCCUGUAGAAGGGCAGGAGACUCCAGCUAUCUUCUACUUUGACUCGAAAACAGGUCGCCUCGUCACAACUUCAGAGACGAGCUACCAAGAACGCUUUGCCUAUACCCUCUACUCCAACUAUACCAGCAGCCUGCGUUUCGACAUCGCAUCAGACAUCAGUGGCGGCAUAUACUACCCAAAAUUUACAGUUGCUGCUGACGGAUCAUUCAGUGCGGGCAGCAAUCUGACAUGGGCGUGGUGUCCUGAUGAUUUCGACGCCGGCAAUGGCUAUUAUUUACCAGGGAGCAUCACGCUCGGUGCGAUUGCCAAAGGGUGUGAGGCUAUCGACGGCUUGGUAGCAGUUGCGGCAUCGUCGUAG